This is a messenger RNA of Porites lobata, 14322 nucleotides long. The record is from the annotation of a GenBank genome assembly. NCBI's taxonomy places the organism in Eukaryota, Metazoa, Cnidaria, Anthozoa, Scleractinia, Poritidae.
GUCGAAAGCUAAAUGAAGCUACGAAUUCUUCUUCUGGGAUCGGGUUAUGUUACUCGACCAUGGCUACCGCUAGUUGUCGGAGAGCUCUUUUGAUCCUUUCCAAACGUUCUUGGAGCGACUUUCACAGGAAAUUGGAGAAGAACAGCUGAAAAGUUUGAAAUUCUUGCUUGAAAAGCAUAUUCCGGCUGGCACUUUGGAAAAAUUCACAACACCAAGGAAACUGUUUAAGUGUAUGAAGCAGAAACAAUAAUUUAGAUUUCCUCGAGGAGCUUUUAACGGUAGCUCAGCGAUCAGAUCUUGUAGAGAUUGUUAAAGAUUUUAAACGGCAACCAACAAUGGAAAUGGACAGCGGAUAUCCAGGUAACUAUGGGAUAAUUAAUUAUGUAUAUGCAGGGCUUUCAGUAAGUUUUUGAGUAGCAGGUUGUGUUGGAAAAGUAGGCGUCUAGGGGGGUCUGGGGGCACGGUCUCCCAGAAAACUUUGAAACCUAGACACUCAGAAAUGCCAUUUCCAGCAUUUUCCAAGAGGUAUUUUCCUCUAAAAAGGCAAGGGAAACGAGGCAUAAAACGGUCCACAUAUAACAGAUAUUGGAUGUUUAUUAUUUGGGUGCGGCCCAAAUAGAGUAAUGGAAACGGCUUGUUUUGGUGCAAAUGUGCAAUAGGCACGCAAUACGUGCUAACAUAAACAAGGGAACUAAACAAGUGAAGCGAGGCGAAUGUCUGCCAUGUGAACGUCUUGUACAAGGUAAGAGGCAUGUGGGAAAGAAAGGUCUGCUAGCACACGGCAAUUUAUCCCCCUUUUACGAUCUCAACAGUUUAUCUGAAUCCUCAGUAUUUUUGCCUCAUUGAAAUUUGGAAGUCUGAAGUCCAGGGAUGAAGUCUAUCAAAAAUAUUUGGAAUAUCAACGUCGGGUUUUGGUCACAAUAAGAUCACAAGCAACAAACAUUGGAAAAACGGAUCGAAAUCCACCAAUCACAAAUCACAAACAAUGACCGUUUGAACCCAUUGAAGAAAACUUUCUUUUCCUAAGAGGUCCGCUAAGAUAACUGGCGUCUGACAUUUUUUUGACGAGAGGAUCGAAAUGUACCAAUCAUAGGAUGACAGUUUUAAUUGCAUGUUUCCUAACAGGUCAUCUGAGUUUGCUUUUUUUUAUUUUAUGUCCAUUUUGUUUUCAUUAUUUUGUGAUUGGUUGAUUUUGUUAGGUCGAGUGGAUAAUCCAAUGAGUUGAGUCACAUGAUCAACUGAAGUAAUCUUUGUUAUCUUACUGUAAAUUAAAGUGCACAACUACAACUCAUUCAUUUUAAUGGUGGCAAUUACUGGUGUUGGUAUCUACAGCAUUGAGGCUGGCAGAUAUAAUGUAUUUGAUUCUCAUGCUAGUUAACAAUUAUUCUUUGAAAUCGAGGUGAAUAGUGGCUAAAUAUUUACCGAGCCGCGAAAUAUUCCCAAACCCGUUAUUCACCGAGAUUGAAAAGAAUAAUUGUUUUAGUAUAUACACACGAAGUGAUCUCAACAAAAUCAGUGAGGAAACCAUUAAAAAGUACGAUUUGAUUGACAGAUCAAAUCACGCGUAAGUUUAAAAUAGAUCUUUGCAGAAUUUUCAAACAUGGUAAUUCACAAGUUUAUCAUUUUGCAAACAACAGCGUAAUGGCUUAAAUGGAACCACUAAAAGUUUCCUUACCUGAGAAGAAAAGUAGAGCUUUGUUGUUUUCUGUUGACUCGCCAAUGCAAGUUUAUAGCCAAAAGGGUUUGUUGUGUCGUUCUUCCCAUGAAGUGCUGACAAAAAUGGCGGCUCGGUUGCUCGAGGUAAGACGUCAUCUUCCUGUAUCAUUCUUUUUCCUGUUUACUUGAAAUGUAGAAUUUCUGCCAACAUUUCCUUUUAAAUUUGUUUGUCAUAAAUAAACUUCGAUUUUUGAGCCAAAAUUUUCUUGUUAGAAAACGCUGAGUUCACAAAACGGCUUCUUCUACGAAUACACGAGAUUUGUAAACAAUCCAUCAACCACAAAACUCAGCUACAGUAAAUUGAAAAAUGCCGUAUUGAAUUCUUCCAAGUCUUUUCUUGCCUCAAAAAAAAAGUCAGCCCUUGGAUUUUGUCGACUUUUAAAAGAUCGAUCUCGAAAAAAAUAUGGAAAAAACACCCAGCUGACACAUUAUCCACUCACUAGGAGGUGAAUAUGGUUGAAUAGUCCGAGAUAGCAAACCAAUCUGAUUGCUUAAAUCACCAAGAUCACUGAGUGUGUAUAUACUAAAGAUAUGUAUCAUAACAGUCAUAGUGAAGGGACAUGUGUAUUGUUGGAAUACCAUCCAUGCAUAAAUUAGUACAAUAUUUUUAGACUCUACAUAGGAAUGAGGAUAUAUAUGAACUUAAAGGUGUACAUAUUGCCACCUUUGAACCUCAUCUUUUCUCAAACAAUGUUGAACAUUGUAGUAUAUCAAAUGUUAAUAGUUACCAAUGUUCCUGUAAACAGUGCUGCUCUAUAGCAGUUUAUGCGAUGUGCUACUCUCUUAUUAAUCCUUGUGGAUACUGGACUUAAGGAACUUUUUUUGCCCUUGUUAGUAACCGGAAUACACUGUAGAAUGUGAUGGGUGUGAAAACACGUCUGUCAGUCAAUCUUCCUCAAAGUGUCAGUAUCAGUGGAGCUGAGAUAAACCUUAUUCUCCAGGCUGUAACCAGUGAUGUCCUAUGUUGCAAUUUGGCUCCAAACAUGUCUGCAUUGAAGAUGUGCAUAUUUUGAAACAUUGUCAUGAAAUGACACUAUUUUUGUUGUGGAUAAGAUAUGAUCAGGGGAACCCAACGUCAAUUUUUGGAAAAUAUCUCUUCGGAAGACGAUUUGAGAUCUAGAAUUUUCAGAACAUUUGUUGUAAAAUUUCUUGCUUGCCUGCCUCUUCUAGAAUUUUCGAACAUCUAAAAUGGUAUAAUUGCCCAUUUUCAAUGGAUUUUUACCCUAAAAAGGUUACCUAGAAUUUUCGGGAGCCUUUUUUCUGGCUGAAAUUUUCGAAAGGUAAGUUUUGAUCCCUAUAAUUUUCAGAUCAGUAGACUUUCAGCUAGGAAAUCUGAACAGAUGAAAAACUUUCAGGGGAUCAAAGUAUGCCUAUAUCUAUCAUUUAAAUACUAAAAUACGUUUAAAACAAUGCUAUGUUUAAGUGGUUUUGAACUAUAUUCCCGUUGGGUGCCCCUGUAUGAUGACAGUUCUUUAGCUGCAAUAAGGCAUGUUCAAAGUAUCAUACCGAUAUUACGACCACGCCCAAAUAUACGCUCCCACAGCGUCUUGUUACCAUUUAGAUUAUUAUUUGCAAGGUUCACACAAAUUCAACAGGUUUGAAGUUUAAGGCUCUACUGUUCAAUCUCAUCCGAAUUAGCAGGUGGGUCGGCCGUAGAACUCGAUUUUUGCACUGUGAAAAUUUAUCAAAAUGGAAGGGAACUGAUACAAUUGUGACUUUCCAUUGUACAGGUUGGAAAAAAAAAGAAAAGUCAGUUCUAGUGGAACUCAAAUGUAAUGGUGAAAACUAAAAGUUUUAGGCAUAAUAACAGUGAAAUCAUUCAAGAGAAUUUGCCAACCUUCAGAUUUCUUUUCAUGUUGAAUUUUUUAUGCUUCUUAUUUUACGCACUUUUAUUGAAGUGGAGCAAUGAGACUUAAGGAUCAUGAGCCCCGCCAACGUUUCGCGAAUGAACAGAAAAUAAUGGACAAGGUUCACUACUUAAUUAAGAAAGUUCAGAAAUACCCAAAAUUCAUAAACACUUUAUACUAUAAAAUACUAGCAAGAAAAACAUUUCAUGAUUAAGAACCGUGAGAGGAAAAAGGGCAGCAGGAACAUGAGUCACUGUUAGUGUUGUUUUCGCCAUUUAACAUUUUAUUAACCACCUUGUUAUAAAAAUGUUUAUUAAUGAAGUUGCUUCCACAACCAAACUAUUCUUCGGACAAAGAAAAUUUUAAAAACAAACUUCGCUGGUCUCAGGACAUCAUUCUGCAAGUUCAAAGGUCACUGACUGUUUUGAAAUGCAAAUUGCUAUGUUAUUUUCAUCAGUCUGUGCAAAUCUAUUAUGUUGAAAAGCCGAAUUAUAAAAUUACUAAUAACUUGUGAACCUUUUGAUUUCUUUGGCACAACCGCAAAAAAAUUUGCGAGAACGCCUUGCCUUUUCGCUGCCAUUUCAGUCAAAACAGGUGAAGCAUGUGCUUUGAGUUCACGUGGAGUGUCACGCAGAUGUUACAUAACAACUGUGACGGGGAAUUCCUGGUUGCAACUUGAUGCGAUAGUAGAUGCGACUUUCAUUGAUUUGUUAGGGGAACCCUCUGUAAUUUGCUCGAAUUUGUAUACGAACUCAGUAAUUUUUUCAAACAAAAUUGCUAUAAUUCGGAGAUUUAGGAAUUAAAAUUCGUGGCUAGUAAAGCCAGAAAAGCUAUUUUACUUUCAAGAAAGAAAGUGGUUGAUGACACGCAAUCAGUCCAAAACAUUCAACUGAUUGUCCGAAGUAGGCAGUGGAAUAAAGCAAAGUAGCUGUCGGUCCAUCGCCGGUAGCCAUCUUCUAUUGAAACCUCUGAUAUGUUGUAGUUCUGUUCAAUUUUAUCCUUGGGUUAGAUUUUAUUUCCCUUUGUUUUCGAGUAUGGGUAUGGUACUGGUUGGUAACAAAUGAUAGUGAUUCAUGCCAAAGGGAAAUAAAAUUUAAACGAAGGAUAAAAUUUAACCACAACAGAUACACCGAUUGUUCAUAGAGAAUUUAAAUUAUGCAAUCAAUAACUUAUCAACAUAACAUUCAUUAACAGUCAUAACAACAAUCUUUGGUGUGACAGUUUAUCGGCUCACAUCAGACUUCAAAACAUGUCCCCUUUCACAAGUCUUGAAGGGGCAUUUUAAAAGUCUCAAGGGCUAAAUUGUUUGCUGUUUCUCUCAUUGCCUUCUUGCCCCCUCCCCCAUUGUUUCCUGGUUCAACCUCUGUUCAGCACUCAUGUGGCUGUAUCUUUUACUUUCCAAACCACACAAAGAAAAAUGCCAAAAAACUGGCAGCUAUGCAGGCUAUGGUAUUCACUAUUGGCAUUUCAGAAUGUGAUUCAGGUUAUUUGUAGACUGAUCAAAAUGCUUUUUUAUAACAGCUGUUGUUAAUGAAUCUUUAACCUCUGGUGAAUUCCCUUCUGCGCUUAAACGAUUUUUGAUUCGGCCAGUCCUGAAGAAGCCAGGUGUUAACAAGGAUGUUUUAAAAAAUUACCAACCUGUAGCCAAUAUAACUUUCCUAGUAAAAGUCAUUGAGAAGGUUGUCACGGUUCAGACACAUUCAUACUUGGAGGAUAAUCUAUUAAUGCCUUCUAUGCAAUCCGUUUAUCGUAAACAUCACUUGACCGAGACUGCCCUUCUGCCACUAAUGAAUGAAAUUCUUAGGACUGUUAAUUGUCGGCAAGACGUUGUUUUAGUCGUGCUUGAUUUGUCAGCUGCAUUUAACACCCUAGACCAUACUAUACUGUUGGACAGGGCUGAGUAGAUACUUCGGUUUUUCCCACACAGUGCUAAGAUGGUUUUCGUCAUAUCUUACUGGUCAGAUACAAUAUGUUAGUAUUGGUAAAACAAUAUCUAGCAGUCGGAGAUUAGAAUGUGGAGUUCCGCAAGGUUCGAUACGCGGUCAUCUCUUGUUUUUUCUUUAUACAGCACCUAUUCAAGACAUAAUCUCUGCUCAUAACCUCGAUUGUAUGUUCUGCACAGAUGACUCUCAACUCUACAUAACUAUUGACCCUCAUGAUCAACGUUCUGCUCUCAACACCCUUCAGAAGUGUAUCAGUGAAAUCAUAGAAUGGAACACCAUCAAUAAGUUAGUGUGCAAUCCUAGUAAAACAGAGGUCAUUCAAUUAUUUAGUCCUCGUUUCAUCAAGAACCCAAUUCUCAGUGAUUUUUUUGAUUGGCAAUGCUAGAGUACAACCAUCAGACCAAGUUUGUAAUCUUGGUGUAAACCUAGAUAGAGAGCUCAAUCUUAGUCAUCAUAUUAAUGAAAUAUGCAGAAAGGCUAUGCUAGCGAUUCGAUUCAUUGGCAGAUUGAGGAAGUAUGUGAGCAAGGAUCACCUUAAGAUGAUGGUCUAUGCUUUUGUUAUGUCAUGCUUGGAUUAUUGUAACAGUUUAUACUGUGGCUUACCCAAGCGAGAUAUAGACAAGCUACAACGUGUUCAGAACUGUGCCGCAUGCUUGGUUUUAGGAAUAAGAAGAUCUGACCAUAUAACUCCUGUCGUGAAAGACUUGCCCUGGCUUCCUAUUGGCGUAUGAAUUGAUUUUAAGAUUUAAAAUUUUAAAGGAUUUACAGGGCUUCUCAUAGGUCACGGGAAAAAAGUCAAAUUUCAUGGGAUUGUGAGGGACAAAAUCGUGGAAAAAUGGGCCGAUUUGGUGGGAAUUUAGGGGGAAUUUUCGGGGCAAACUUGGCCGGAAAGCAAUCGGUAAAAAAACGGAGGAUUUUGUGGUUAUUUUCAGGGCAAAUUUCACUAGAAAUCGAUCGGUUUUGCGCUGAUCAGACCAGCGUUUUUAAUGUUUUUCUAACAGAGGUCAUCAUUUGCUCUUUCAACAACAAUACACUCCAGAAGUGAACCAAUGGCAAAGCCUUUAACAUCAUGGCUAGUGCCCAUUUUUUCGCAACAUAAUCUACGUUUGGUAGUUUUGGAACGUUGUUUACACAUUUUAGUGACGAAGUUUUGACAUAAAUUUGCGAGUUUACGGCAAGUAAAUACCCCCAGUAGCUGAGACAAGUUUCAAAAUUGCUGUACAGACAUGUAUUUGAUAAGAUUUCUACUAAAUUUCACGGUAUUUUGCGUGUUUUUGUGAAUUUUGCGGGAUUUCAUGGAUUUACCUGAAUUUUGCAGCUCCUCGACCACGCGAAAUAUCGCUCCUUACUAUUUGCCUUCACUCCUUCUCAAAUACCAGCUGUCCCGUUUACUCUGCUCAUCUAAUAGACUGCUUUUACAAGUUCCUUCUGUUAAUACCGUGGCUUAAGGACACCUGUCAUUUUCAUAUUACGCACCGAUAAUCUGGAACAGUCUUCCUGAUCAUAUCAAAAACUCUGAAUCUGUUUCUACUUUUAAGCAAAGUUUGAAAACUUUUCUUUUUAGGAAUAAUUACUGUAUAGAGUUUCAUGUAGACUUUAUUUACUAUAAUCUAUUGUAAGCACAUUGAGAAUUCUUUAAAUGCACCAUAAAAACCUACUUUUAUUAUUAUUUAUUUAUUUGUUUACAAAUGAUAACAUUUUUCUUCGAGAUAUUACCCCAGCCUUUACAAUUGUUUAAAGACCAUACAGACAUGGCAUUUGAUGAUAUAUUUUAUUUGCAGCUAUGGAAAAGGUUUGUUUCUCGUUUGCAUCUCAAAGACAACACUUCAUUGUGCCAGACACUGUGGGUGCACUGACAAACAGCAUGAACCUUGUCCUCCGCAUUGACCCUAGUGAAUGCCACUUCAUAAAGUGUGAAGAAGUUGCUUCAAAUUGGUUUAACCUAAUGUUUGAACUGCCUAAUAGAAGAGAAGUGGUGGAUAAACUUUGUCUAAAUGCCUUAGAAAAGGAACCCUGGCUUGCCCAAUGUGGUGUCAGAGCCGUAAAAAUUGGUGACAAGUCUGAGAUCCAUAUGCAGACACCUAUUACACGUUCUGUUCCGACAUCCAUUGCAGAAGCUAAUGUUCCGACAUCCAUUGCAGAAGCUAAUCUUCCAUGCUCACAAGGUAGGAUGCUUCCUUCCUUCCUUCUAACAGCCGUACAGUCAUUAAGCUAUUGUCACCUUGGUACAGAGGGUGGGGAGGGAAAGGUUCCUCCCUCAUGUUGGUUUUGCCAAUGGAUGUCUUGAUCCCAAAUCACAGCUGAUCAUGCACUAUUGAUCCCAGAUGUUCUUAAAUGGCUGAAAUUUCUCCUUGUCUAGUGGCCCAUUAAUUUUAUCCUACAGUUUUAUAACUGAUCAGUUGAUACAAAAAUUCUUGUUUGGGGAAAGUAGAACCAGCAGCAACUAAAAUGUUAAUCAGUGUUGCCACCAGUUUAAUGUAUUCAACUUUGAGCAAGAAGCUUUUUGUAUCAUGUGGUCAGCAUUUGGAAAUUAUAAUAAGCCUGCAAGGCAAAGUGAAAUUUAAGGGUGGGAGCAAUAGUGAUCUAGUAGAAAUCUUAUGACAUACAUGAACUAAGACACUGCAAAAUUCUUAUCUUUGGAGAUUUACAGUAUUAUUUAAACAUUGGUAUUUGGUUGGAAUAAAAGGAUGUUGUCAUACCCUCAUGAUACAAUAAUCAUUUUUUUCUGAUAGAGAAAAUAACCUUUUACCUUUUUUGUCAGAAUGUAGCCUCUGGUAACUCUACCACUUUGUAGUUGUUUGUACAUACUCAAAGUUAUAAAGUUAUCUAUGACCUUUAGAACUAGAAGAGGUAGUCAAUGCAGCAAUUGCCUUUGACCCGAUUUAUUUUUCUAGAUAGAUGUUUUUUUUUAAAUUUAAUUAGUCGCUAUUGACAUAUCAAUUAUUUAAUUUUUCUUUUAUAUUGUCAAACACUUUUAUCAUGAGCCAGUGGCUCGGGGGAUUGGGAGACCACCCCCUGUGCAUCUGACAUUAAAUAAAUUAUCUUGUCUUAUCUUAUCUUAUCUUAUUUUAGGAGCAGCUUUUGUUUGUUUUAGUUAAUCAAAAAAACUAAAAUUCAUCUUUUGCUGUCUUUCUUAAAACUUAUGCGCAGCUUUGUUUGUUUUAAACACCUAAAAAAUAUUUCUGGAACCUUUAUUGUGUUCUGAAAAUCACAGCAAAGAUCAUGACACGUGAGCUUAAGCCACAAAGCCACAAACCAAUGAUUAUAAUCUUGUUUGCAGACUCAAGGUUUUUUUAAAAUGCCUGAUUGGCUUUUUCCUUGAAGCACAAUAGCAUUUCAGAAAUAUUUCUGGCUCCAGUUGUUCAAACGUGGGAUAGUGUUAUACACUGGAUAAAUCACCAUCCAGGAGAGAAGUAUUAGAGAAACUACCGGUAAUAAAUUAUUGCAUUAUCCACUGGAUAGUGAUUUAUUCAGUGGAUAGCAUUAUCCAUCUUUCGAAAAACGAGGCCCCAGUGGUUUCACAGUAAGGUUACAUGUAGCUCAAAAGUAGAUAUCUCUAUCAAGCUAGGUACAUGUACUGUGCAUAACUCAUUCAUCCAUGGAAAUCAUUUCAUAAAGUGCCACUGAAAGCUUCUUGAGCUGUUUUCUGGUCAACCCUACUUGCAAAAAAAAAGUCAAAACUGUCCAAAGCAUCAUUUGUAAGACAAGCACUAUGCUGUCUUUUGUUCCUGAUGGUAAAUUGUAGCUUCUAAAGUUCACCAAACUGUAGAAGGCAAAAUUUAUAUACUACCUCCAUGGAUUAGUAAAUCAGCCUUCCCACUUUUUGAAAAUAAGACUAACCGAUUGUAAUCUUUCUAUUUAUAGUUGUGUCACAUCAUGCACCUUGCUUGCAUGAUGAUCGAAAGUUAGAUUUGAUAGUUGUUGUGGACUGUGCUACCACAAAUGCUGCCAUUCUUGGGCAGCUCAAGGCACAGCUAAGGCAUAUGGUGGAUGCCAUAUCCCAAAAAAGUGCCCAUUUCCGUCUGGCAAUAAUCAGUUACCAAAAUCAUCCCAAUACUGGACGAAGAGUUCCAACUGCAUCUGUUUCCAACAUAGCUUCUGUUGUUAACUUCACGGAUGACAAAUCAAAAAUGAAAGACAACAUCAACGGCUUGAGGUGUUUUGGUAACAGUGGCUCUAGGAGAGGCCUGGCUGACGCACUGGCUUUAGCUGUUCACCUAAGCAAUAACAAUGAUGAUGAUGAUUGUAACAAUGAUUAUAAAUGCCGCCAAGAAGCCCUCACAGUCUGUGUAUUGCUGCGUGAGUAUGCAUGUUUGCAAUGCAAAAAAAUUACUAAGACUUUCAACACUUCAUGUGAAAAUACCAUGUUACAUUCACAAAUGAAAUGAUUACUGUUACUACAGUUACACUAAAUCAUGCCUUCUGCAGCAAAAAAGUAUUUAAGAGAAAUGUUCUUCUUUUAAAUUCAUUAUUGGUGUUUAUAUAAUACAGUGUAAUCAGAACAUAUUACAUGUUUGCUUGGAGGUACAUGCAAAAAAUUUCUCUUCGAGUGUAUGUUUAUGUUUAGGUUGUUUUCCAACUCUCGAACAGAAAUUUCGUAUCUCUACGCGGCCAUGUAAUAUCUUCUACUUCUGGUGAGGACAAUGCCUGCUUUACAGAGAGUUAAUAUACUGAAAAGGUGGGAUGUAGGCAGGGGAUUUUGACAAAAACCCUGAAGAAGAUACAGUACAUUUGACUCUGAAGAUGACUACCGCACGGGUUGUCGAAACGUCAGUCACUGUCAACAACAACAUACCCUGGGUACCAGAGGUGUUUCUCGUGUACUGCGGGAAUUUUCGGUGUUGGCCGAAGGCCGACACAUCUUCGCCACGAGCGGCGAAGCCGCGAGAAAAAACUUAUCGGGCGGGUCACUAUAAAGACUUGACAGAAACCGGAAACUGCGCUAGAAAAGUCUCUGGCACCCAGGGUAACAACAACAGUCCUAUUCAGGACUACGUUCACCAGGACGAUCAAACUCAAUCUACUUUUGACAUGUAUUGCUAUUCAUGGAGUUUGAUAAUAUGAAAUGACGCCCUUUACUCCUGAUCUAAUAUCUGCUCCUUUCGAGUUACAAGACAAGGAAAAUCUACUAGUGGUUUAUCAAAAGUCACUUGGGAGCUCUAUUCCAGAACGUGACCCCUUCAGUUGUCAAUGAAUCCUUUUUCCAAGUUUUGAUAAAGACCUGUAAACGAAUAUCUAUCAACGCUGCUGGAAAGAAAGCCUUAAAGUUAGGAAACUUACCAAGUUUAAAUGUUAUACGUCCAAAGCGAGCGAAGAUAUUUCUCCACAAAGUCGCAGAAUUUUACAGACGUUUGUAUGGUGGGGGGCACGAACUUGCCCCCGCCCCCCACCAUAGAAACGGCUGUAAAAUUUCGCGGCCUUUUGGACCUAUGUCUUCGUGAGUUUUAAACAACUUUAAACGUUGGCAACAUUACUGAUUGUAAGGGGUUUGUUCCAGUCGUGAUGACGAAUGGUCCCAGUCGAAAAUUGAAAAAACCAUGGAAGAGGCAGUGAUAAUGAUCAUUGUUAUUUGCAAUUACAGCUUUAGACGUUCAAUUUGGUAACCUUGAUAUCUUCAAAUGUACCCAUGGCCAUGAUGUCUUAAGCCUUUGUAGACAACUUGCUGCGAAUGCCGUUACACUUUACGUGGUGUUGUGCAGGAGUUCAAAGCCAGGAAUACCUCCCUAUCUUCCAAAUUCUGGACGACGUAUUGAUCUCAUGGCAGAGUUUUUUACAGGAAUUUCCCUGAUGACUGGCGGGCUGUUUAUCUACAGCGAAAGUGUCAAGGUUGUUUCUGAGGUAGUUCUCAUGCCUAAGAAUGCAAUAGGACAAUUGCACGAUGACGACAUUUGACUACAACUACCAGAAUUCAUUUCGGUUUUGCUUUGUUAUUUAAAUUUGUCAAUCCCGCUGAGGAUUAAAGAACAAUAGCCUUAAUUUGCAUAAGAAAACAACAAACUCAAGGAUUCUGGUAGUUGUAGUAACAUGACGUCAUCGUGCAAUUGUACUAUUGCGUUAACUUUUAAAGAGCCUGUGACACACGUCUGCGCAUGUGCGGCGUUUUGAUUUCUGCUGGACAGAAAGUUUUUUUCAAAGUUAGUUUUCGGUGAAGAAAUCUUUUUCCAUCGACCUAAUGAGGCUUGAGUAUUUUACAUCUCUCUUUCUUUGCUUUCAUACCGUACAGUGUGAUCGAACACACGCACUUUGGUAUGGUAGACCGCGGUUUUGUUUACUCCUUGCGUUCGAAAAAGAAAAUACUGUUCGCCUUGGUGACUCUUCUUGCCUGGAACGUUUAACAAAAAGGAAUUAACAACUGUUUGUUUCCUGGGGUUCGUUUCGUUCGAUAUAUUUUAAUACUAGAUUAUAAACUGAAGGCGAGUUAACCAUACUGGUAAGCGAGAUGACUGAAAAACGGUUAUAUGUGGAUGUUGCUAGAUAUCUGAAUGACCCUUACGCAAUCCCGGUGUCCGCUCGUUUCGCUACAAGACGAUUCGCGGCGAAGUUUUAAAGUCGUUUCGCUGCCGGCAUCACAAAGUUGAAAACUGCUCCAAAGUUUGCUGGUGUUUGUUCGAUGAUUAACUCAGUGAAAUGGUAAUUAAGUCGUUAGUAUUAUUCGUUUGUAGUUAAUUUUAUUCGGUUUUAUACGAAAGGUCAAAAAUCUGAACGUGAUACAGCGAAACGACUUUGCUGCGAAUCGAACGAAACGACUGGUAAGCUCAACUGUCACUGGCAUGUUUUAUCCUAACUCAAAGAGGUUUAACCAAGAGUCUGUCAGAACUGGCUGGACAAACCAGUCAUUUUGCUACAGCUUUGAUUCGAAGUAUAGACUAUCGCUUCUUGUUCUGAAGGAUCUGAAAUAGAGGAAAGCAUUUCAGUGGAUUUUAUUGGACGUUACGUCACCUGGGUUGAUCUUUAGAACUGAGUUUUGAGGGUGGUGGUGCUAUCACGCCUUUUACCGCAAGAUGAAAUUGAGGAAUAAAUAUAACUUACGUUAAAAACGUUUUUGGUGUUUUGCCUAUAGAUAAUUUCCUAUAUCGUUGAGGUGGAUAAAUCUAUGGAGCGCCUCUUUGGUACAGCUCAUGAUAUUAUUCUUGACGAAAUCGAGAUGAACGACGGAGACGUGGUCUUGGAAGAGCUGCUUACCAAAGUUCAAGAAGAGCUCACUAAACGAUCUUUGCAUGUUAACCUCAUAGCAAUCAAUGGAUCAACCAUUGGUCCAAGCUCCAAGUUAGCAAGUAAGUUUUCAUUGGACAACAGCAUUGAUGGUGCCUGCAAAACAUGGCAAAGAGAAGUGAAAAAAAUGCGGCAAGCGGAUUUGGCCAUUGCAUCAGGAAGUCGAGGUGACGUCAACAUGGAGGAAGCAGCUGGUCCACAAGUUCAACUGCUGGAAAAACAGAAUGUAACCAGGGAAGUUUCAGAAAGAAUGGUACGGAGAGUAGUUGGGGGUUGAGAGCAAUAUCGGCGUAGAAAAUAGAAUCAAUUGAUUCGUUAUAGAUAAUAACGAUCGACCCGAAUUUUGUACCAACCUUCUUAUGAAUUCAAACAUAUUUCAGUAUUCGAUAUGAGGAAUUAAAUUCUAGAAUGGCUUCCGCGGGCUUUUGAGCUUAUAUUUCUUAGGGUUAGUGUAAAGAGCAAGUGAGCAUGCUGUGUUUACUGCUCCCGUUCACGAAGGAACUUAUUUUAUCUGAGUCAUUUUAGAAGAAAUUCGUUAGAUGCGCACAAAAAACGAACGAAAAGAACAGCUUCGGAGAUUUUCUUAACUUUUACUGAAAAAUGUGCAGAUAUUCGCAUAUUGCUGAGAUCGACUUAUAUUGGAUGAAUCAUGUCAGGCGAGCUGACAAUAAACCGUUGAAUAUUGUAGGGAUGUUGUUUAUUAUCCAAAUCGUUAGUAAGGCUGCAAGCCUACUAGCAGACGAUAUUUUCAUACAAGGAGAUAGUUAAAAUGUAAAAAGAAACUUAAAAUUCUUUUUUGCCGCCAGUAGGAUAGCGUUUGCUAGGUUCUCAGAUAAUACCGGCAUCGCAAAAACAAUAGACUACGAGCAGUCUCCCUUUUUUCUUGUUCCAUCGAUCAAAACGCGCGAGACACGCAAAUGACCACACCCGUGACUGAAGGCGCGAGAAGAAAGAUGUUCAUUUUUCUUUUCGGGCUGCCGCCCUCGUUUCUCGCGUCUGUCGCCGCUCGCGCGCACUUGCACUUCCCUCACUAAAUCUGACAAAAAGAGAGACUGCUGGCAGUCUACGAAAACAAGGUCAACAGACGCUCAAGUUUUCGUUCACCCCAUGUAAAGGAAUCCGGAUUUCGGAAUCCGGAAAAUUUUUGCCUGUCUAGUGGAAUCCGGAAUCCUGAGCUUUGGAAUCCGGAAUACUGCUCAAAGAAUCCGUAAUCUCACCAGCGAUUAGAAUCCAGAAUCCAAGUUCCAGUGACAAGGGAUCCGGAAUCCAGUACGUGAAAUCCGGAAUCCAUGGCGUGGAAUUCAGACUACUGGACUCCCUUACGGCGUGGGGCGAUUUCACGAUCGCUACACUUUUCGGGAGCCUAGAACAGGCUACUAGAAUGAUUAGAUAGAUAACGGUGUGGAAUUAUAAAUUUAUCAGUUUGUCCAGUCAAACUGGAUUUGCCGCUUGGGUUAGUCCUUAUUGUAAACAAUUUAUUUUCUUGUUGUAGAAGCACAUAUUUUGUACUUUUUUCGCUGUAACGCGGAAGGUAAUUUUGUGAAAUAAAGGAAUACUAGAACAACGCGAGUACAAAAACAUCAUUUUAGCUUGUUAAAAAGGGG